AAAUAGGCUGGAGAGGUUCUUCUUCUUCGCGGUCUAUUUGUGUGUGCAGUUUGACGUCAGUGUGUGUCACGCAAACUCUCGCGGCGGCACCGCACCAAGAAAGAAAUAAUUAUCACGUGUGCGUUGGGCGAAGGGCCGAAACGGCCUCACCACGCACUCACCUUUCGACCGACCUCUGACGCGCAACAAGCAGGUCGGCUGUGAUGGUGUUGGACUGAAAUGGUCAAGAUGGACAUGCUGCACGAGGUGGUGAGGUCUCCGCCCCCGACUCGGCUCAUCCUGGAGCGCAUCAAGGCGGAACACGAGCAGCUGGGCUCGCUGCCCCUGCUCGCCUCGGCCGCCGAAAAGGCCUCGCACAGGUCGCUAUGCCUCGCCGCCGAGCUGUGCGUCGUUUGCGGCGACAGGGCCUCAGGGCGUCAUUACGGUGCCGUGAGCUGCGAAGGGUGCAAAGGUUUCUUCAAGAGGUCCAUCAGAAAGCAGCUGGGGUACCAGUGCAGGGGCAGCAAGUCGUGUGAAGUGACCAAACACCACAGGAAUCGGUGCCAAUAUUGCAGACUGCAGAAGUGCCUUGCCAUGGGCAUGAGAAGUGAUUUGUGUAAAUUGAUUCCAGCCGUGCAGCACGAGCGAAAACCGAUCGGGCUGAAGAACCGCGAGUCGCCGUCGGGCCAGCAGCAGCAGGGCGGCCCCUUCGCCUCCAGCUCGGGCCGCUACUCGAGGGGCGUCAAGGAUCUCAUGGGGCGGGCGCCGCCCCCGGGCCUCAACCUCUCCGAACUCGGCCUCAUGGGCCACCUCAUCUCGUCCAGGAGCACUUUCGCUGCAUUUGAAGCAAGCAGACGGCAGCAGUCGCCAAUCAGUGCUGACGAGGAGGCUUCAGGGGACAGCAGUGGUGCCGACAUCACAGACGCCAUUUCUCUGGCCCAGGAAAGGGAGGCCAUCACCAGGGCCCUCGACACCAUGGUUCAAAAUUUGUACCACCCUCCGGCUGCAAACGGGUCGGAAACGAGCACGGACGAAGCGGCGGGAAUGGAAGGGCCGAUCAUCACCGAGCAGCAAAUGUCCUUCAGCCUGCAGGUGCCCAACCAGAUUCCGCCGUACUUCAACAACCACUUCAUCUGCGAAAGUGCCUCCAGGCUGCUCUUCCUCUCCGUCCACUGGGCCCGCAGCAUUCCCGCCUUCCAAGCGCUCAGCGUGGACAACCAAAUCGAGCUGGUGAGGCACACUUGGCCUGAGCUGUUCACCCUCGGGCUGUCCCAGUCGUCGGACACCCUUUCUGUCCAGUCCAUUCUUUGCACAGUGUUGUCGAAUUUGCAGGCCUGUCAGGACAGGCUUUCCCCGCAGAAAAUCAAAGAGAUCUGCCAACUUCAAAUUUACGUCAACAUUAUGCAAAAGCUGAAACUGUCAGACCAGGAAUUUGCAUACAUGAAAGCCAUAGCCCUAUUCAGCCCUGACGUGCCAACUUUGAGCUCAACCUCGUUGAUAUCGAGCAUUCAAGACAAAAUCGUCCUCGAGUUCAGAAACCACCUGGCAGGGGACGGCAAAAGGUUUUCGCAACUGCUGCUGCGGAUGGCGCCGCUGAAAGCCUUCCAGUCGCGCCAGCUCGAGGAAAUUUUCUUCUCAGGUCUCAUCGGCACUGUCCAGAUUGACAGCGUGAUUCCCUACAUCAUCAGGAUGGAGGACGAGUUUUUCAACGGCCAACUAAGUGGCAACCCGAUAAAUUUGACUUCGUUGAGCAGCCGCCGGUCGGCCGAGGCGAGUCAAGAGGAAAACGGGAUGGCUCAGGAUAGAGAAGAAGAUUCGGAUUAGUUUUCGACACGCUCCGUGGUCUCAGAUUUUGUGUAUUAUUUUUUUGUGAUUUCCAGUCAUUUAAGGCAAAGCAGCUGUAAGUACUUGAGGUGUGUGUGUACGGAUAAAGUAUUCUUCUAUUUAUAAAAAAAGAAAUUAGUAUACCAGGUUCAUUUAUUAUAAUUUUUUUUCGCUCUGUAUAAAGUUUAAAAUGCAGUUGUCUAGUCUGUGUGCAGAUUAAACCAGCGACAUUGAUUGUCUUCAACGCACUUACGUGUGUGCCUUGCAUGAAAAAUAUUCUUCCAUUAUUGGAAACAAAUUGUCACAAAUUUAUGAGUAUUUUUGGCACAAAAACUGGUACACUUGAUGCCUCCGAACAAAUUUUUUAGAGGGACGCAAUUGUAGUUGUAGAAACGAGGUAAAAGUAUUUUUGGUACAAUUUUAACUGAAAAAUUUGUACUAGGCCAAAAAAUAAAUGUAUCAUAUAUAAACAGGAACAUUUGAAUAAAGUACGGAUUUAUUUGAAAAAAAGAAA
Messenger RNA from Neocloeon triangulifer, 2317 nucleotides. Its product is annotated as nuclear receptor subfamily 2 group C member 1-like. NCBI's taxonomy places the organism in Eukaryota, Metazoa, Arthropoda, Insecta, Ephemeroptera, Baetidae. The record is from RefSeq and is a predicted model, not a curated record. The transcript is spliced from 10 exons. Gene Ontology annotation, molecular function: zinc ion binding; RNA polymerase II cis-regulatory region sequence-specific DNA binding; nuclear receptor activity. Gene Ontology annotation, biological process: cell differentiation; anatomical structure development; regulation of transcription by RNA polymerase II. Bases 220 to 1803 code for a protein of 527 amino acids.